Molecule: messenger RNA, 614 nt
Organism: Fragaria vesca subsp. vesca
Lineage: Eukaryota; Viridiplantae; Streptophyta; Magnoliopsida; Rosales; Rosaceae
Product: non-specific lipid-transfer protein-like protein At2g13820-like
Exons: 3
Coding region: 45-614 (189 amino acids)
Biological process (GO): lipid transport
Molecular function (GO): lipid binding
Source: RefSeq, a predicted model, not a curated record
UCAGACAUUUGAUUCUUGAGUUUCAAGGCUCCAAAGUAGUGAACAUGGCAUUCAAAAGAGCUGAGUUGGGUCUGGCCCUGGUCCUAGUGACCAUGCUACUGGGUCGAGCCACAGCUCAGUCAAGUUGCACUAGUACACUCAUGAGCCUGGCUCCAUGCCUCAAGUACGUCACAGGAAACUCAUCAACGCCAUCGUCUUCUUGCUGCUCACAGCUCUCAACCGUUGUUCAGUCAUCGCCGCAGUGCCUUUGCUCAUUGCUCAAUGGCGGAGGUUCCACAUUGGGGAUCACCAUAAACCAAACACUUGCUCUAUCUCUUCCUGGUGCUUGCAAUGUGAAAACUCCACCCAUUAGCCGGUGUCAAUCCGCCGGUGGACCUACAACUUCUCCAGCAAGUUCCCCAGCAGAUUCCAACAAUCAAACACCUGCUGAUGCAAAUACACCUGAAGCUGCAAUUACACCUUCAGCCUCAGACGUUCCAGCAGGGGGGUCUAAAACAGUUCCAUUAACGGACGGCAACACAUCGGACGGAAGGAGUGGCAUCAAAGCUCCCCUUCACUUUGUGCUCUUCCUCAUUUUCGUUGCAUCCUGUGCUUCAAGUGUCACCAAGUUUUGA